AUGGCCGACGCUGCCGAGCCUGCGCAGGGUCUCGAAGCCCCUCCCCGCGAUGGCGCAAAAUCUGCCGCCCCGGUUGCCAGUGUCGCACAAGCUGAAGAGACCGAGCCGCUCCUGUCGCAAAACGAAAAGCAGGAUGCUGCGGCCGAAGCUAUAGCAGAGCAGACCAUGGGCGACAUCCCUGAGCCCGCGAAAACGGACGAUAAACCUGCGACUGCACUUUUGACCAAAGCCAUGAACUUCCUGUCAAAAGCAUCUCCCACAACGCUGGCCGGCAUCGCAGUCGGGUUUGCAGGCAUCACAUAUGCGAUUCUUGGUCAGCUGGGCUUGCUCGUCAUUGGUGCGGUUGGAGGCGCCGCUGCUUUUGUCGUGUGGGAGGGCCGCAAUCCCGACAUUGCGCGAACAGUACGCGGCGAAAAGGGUCCCGAUGCGCUGGAACGCAUUUGGAUUGACCUUCAGGCCAUCAAGGUCACCGAGGAGGAGACCGGAGAGGACAAGGAAGACCAGAUUGCUUUCAAAGGUUUCGACGACUUCCAACCAGAAACCCGCGAAGCUCUGAGCAGCCUCGUCGAUACUAUUAUAAAAGACUACGUCAAGUGGUGGUACAGCCCUCUCAUUCCGACCGAUCACUCGUUUCCGCUUGCUUGCCGCAAGACCCUCACGUCAUAUAUUUUAGCCGUCUCGAACCGCAUGGCCAGAAAAAGACCGGCCGAUUCCUUUCUCGACCUCCUCACCAACUCUUCCUCCAUCGCCAUCGCCUUCAUGUCAGAGCUCGCGGCUGCUUUCGCUGACGUGCCCGCCGAAUCGAACAUGACGGCUGUCGAUGCUGUUUAUACAUAUCUCGCGUCAAAUACCGAUUCGCGCCUAGCGAAUCUGUUGAACCAGAAGCAACAAGCCGCCAAGUUCAAGAUGGUUGCAGAUGACCUGCUCUCAUUCAUGGAACCCAGUGCCUACAACUGCGACCCAGCUCGUGCUCUUUUGAGAGAAGUUCUGGCCAACACUGUGUUGGAAAACUUGCUGCAGACAUGCAGUAAACCUGAAUGGAUCAAUGGCUGGAUCGUGUACCUCUUGGAAGCCGGAGAGCCCGACAUCAACCAGGCCAUUGAUGUGGGCAUGCAACGAGCCCGAGAUACUGCCAAUAAUAUUUUCGCAGAUAUUGAUGGCAACGUUGGAAACAUUGGCAUUGCCAAACCCGCAAGUCGCUCCUCUGGCGAAUAUGAGCGCGGCAGAAGAAAGGAAAUACAAGCGCAUAGAAAACGACUUAGCAAAGCCGACGAGGAGGUCGAGGUGGCAAUCGAGGAGAUGAAGCGCAUGAGCGGGAUGAUGGAAGACAUGGAAGACAGCAGGCGAUCAAUGACUCACGAUUCCUCCACACCAUCGAAACAGAGUACGGAUCCAUUCGCAACCGAAGAGGCUGCUUCCAACCGCACCGGCGCAACGAGUGCCCAGAACUCGACACCCCCGCUUGUUCAAGGCCGCUCUUCUCCUUUUGGUACCUCUGUUGAUGGCGCAAGUGAACCAGUAUUCACUCCAAUUACUCCUCGUUCCACCAUGGAUACGUCGAGCCAGAAUUCGUCAUCCCCAACAAAACCUGGCAGCAGAGAUGGGCAACAUUUUACCAGUUUUGACCAGAUUGUCCCAGCAGCGGAACCUGAACAAGAGGAGGACGGGCCAAAGAAACCAGCCUUGACCCUCCACAACGCUUCUUUCACACUCCACGACGAUGCCACCGGCGACACUGCCAAGAUUCGGAAUAAGCCAAACUGGGACUACUUGAUUCAAGUUGAGCCAUCCUCGGCCGGAUCCCCUGGAUGGAUGAUCGUGAGAAGAUACUCCGAUUUCGAAACAUUACACGAAAUCCUGCGACGAAUCGCGACAGUGUCUGGUGCCACAGCUUUCACCGAGCUACACAAAGAGCUACCAAGCUGGAAAAUCCACAGCAGAGAAUCGCUACGUGGCGAGCUGGAGCGUUAUUUGCGGGAUGCUUGCUGGUAUCAAUCUCUAGCGGAAAGCGAGGGUAUGAAACGAUUCCUCGAAAAGUCGCAGGGCCACACCCAUGGCAACAGCAAGUCGUUUGCGUGGGAGUCUGUUGGCAAAAACAUGCUUGAUGUCCUCGCGAUUGCGCCAAAAGGUGCAAUGGAGGGUGGCAAGACCUUUGUCGACGGUGUUACUGGUGUGUUCGGAAACUUCCCCGGCAUCGGCAAGAAGGCUCCAAGCCAAUCCGUUGACUUGACACCAAACAAACGGCAUUCACUCACGACGCCGGUUAGAACAGACACACUCAGGACAUCCCCUGCAAGAUCGGAGCGUGCUAGUAUAGACAGCCAACGGUCUUCUGUUGUCUCUACGCAACCUGGUAGAAUGCCCAUGAUGGAACGCCGACCAAGCCUUCAAUUCCAGAGUGAUAAUGAAGGAGAUGUGAUGCGCGUAGGGCGUUCUGAGCGUAUAGAUUCAACAGCGUCUGCCUCUGUCAGUGCGCGACCGAGCCGAGAACACAGUAGAGCGUCAAGCUUAGCACCACCGCUACGUUCUCCGUCGUCCAUCAGCUUGGAGUACCUCAAGCUGCCACCUCCCCCCGAUGAGAUGACGGACGAUUACGAGUCACCCUCGAAUGGUGACAUGGCUGCCAUGAAUGAGGCGACUCACAGCAAAAAUCGCUCUAUAGGACACAUGUCUAUGCCCUCUGUGACCUCCACGCAAGGUUCUGCGACGAAUGGAAAGAAGCCAGUCGUUCGCCCGAUCAAAGCGCACUCGAAACUCAGCGAGGGCGAAACGAGGGUUGCCGUGGAGCUGCUUUUUGCUGUCAUCAAUGAGAUGUACACACUUUCAUCGGCAUGGAACAUUCGCCGCACGCUUCUCACAGCCGCCAAGUCCUUCCUGCUUCGGCCUGGAAACCCGUCUCUCCUUACUGUGCAGACACUGAUCCAGUCCUCUGUGCUUGAUGCAUAUACCGCCGACUCAGGCAUCGCGGAACAAUUACGCAAAGUACGGGAAAAUAGCAUGCCCACGGAGGAAGAACUUGCUGCUUGGCCAGCAGAGAUGACCGCAGAGGAGAAGGAGCAAUUGGCAACCAAGGCCCGCAAGCUGCUGAUUCAGAGCGGAGUCCCAGCAGCCCUCAUGGGAGUCAUGGGCCAAGCCGCUACGGGUGAAGCAUUGGGGCGCGUCUUUGACUGUCUCCAAAUUGAGGAAGUUGCGCGAGGUCUCAUCUUUGGCCUCAUACUGCAAGGUGUCAAAGUGCUCACUCACUGA
Messenger RNA from Akanthomyces muscarius, 3246 nucleotides. RefSeq lists its product as uncharacterized. The record is from RefSeq and is a predicted model, not a curated record. Gene Ontology annotation, molecular function: phosphatidylinositol binding. The coding region runs from base 1 to 3246 and encodes 1081 amino acids. Lineage: Eukaryota; Fungi; Ascomycota; Sordariomycetes; Hypocreales; Cordycipitaceae. The transcript has a single exon. Gene Ontology annotation, cellular component: intracellular membrane-bounded organelle.